AUGUCCAACUGUGAUAGCGACGAGGAGGUGCUCUACGACUCUGAGGACGGGGACUUCGAAGACAACGACGACGUCGACGACGGAGUCCUCGGCUUGGGCGGCAGCAGCGGCAGCCAAGGGGGCCAAGCGGGCCCUGACGGCGACGAGUACCCCUAUCAGGUGCUGAGCAUCGACGAGGUCACCCGCCUAAUGGUGGAGACCAUCAAGGAGGUGAACCUGGUCGUCCAGCUUCCGCAAACGACGACGCGCAUUCUGCUGAACCACUUCAAGUGGGACAAGGAGAAGCUGUACGAGAAGUACUACGCCGAGGAGGACCCGGAGGCGCUCUUCGCCGCGGCACAUGUGAUCAACCCGAACUUGGCAGGGAACUUGAAGGGCAAGGGUGGAACGGCUCAGGGAACACAGGCGGCAGGGGAAGGGGCGAGUGGCACCAUUAAAAAGCGACGCACCCGCAGUCAGCAGGGCGUCAAGAUCGAGUGUGUCAUCUGCUACCUCGACUACCCGGAACUGGAAAUGGUGGCCAUCACCUGCGGCCACCAGUUCUGCAAGAGCUGCUGGGUGGCCUACCUCACCACGAAGAUCAUGGAGGAGGGCGUCGGCCCGUCGAUCAGCUGCGCCGACCACCAGUGCGACAUUCUGGUGGACGACGAGACGGUGCUCGAGCUGAUCACCGACAAGGCGGUCAUCAGGCGCUACAAGCAGCUGAUCACCAACAACUUCGUCGAGUGCAACCGCCUGGUGCGCUGGUGUCCGAAGCCCGCCUGCGGCCAUGUGGUGAAGGUGGAGCACUGCGCCUUCAAGCAGGUGCAGUGCGUCUGCAAGGCGGUCUUCUGCUUCGCCUGCGGCGCCGACUGGCACUACCCGCUGCGCUGCGACCUGAUGACCAAGUGGCAGAAGAAGUGCUCCGACGACAGUGAGACCUUCAACUGGAUCGCCGCCAACACCAAGGACUGCCCCCAGUGUAAGAUGCCCAUCGAGAAGAACGGCGGCUGCAAUCACAUGUGGUGCCGCAACCCCAGCUGCAAGUUCGAGUUCUGCUGGCUCUGCCUGGGCGACUGGCGCAACCACGGCUACAACCCCUGCAACCGCUACUCGGAGACGGAGGCGAACCAGGCGAAGACCGCCCAGGACCGCGCCCGGGCCGUCCUUCAGCGCUAUCUCUUCUACUGCAACCGCUACAUGAACCACAUGCAGUCGCUGAAGUUCGAGCACAAGCUCUACGAGAACGUCCGCGUGAAGAUGGAGGAGAUGCAGAAGCACCAGAUGACCUGGGUGGAGGUGCAGUUUCUGAUCGAGGCGGUGGACGUCCUCGUCAGCUGCCGCUCCAUGCUCAUGUACACCUACGCCUUCGCCUACUACCUGGUGAAGAACAACCAGGUGCACAUCUUCGAGGACAACCAGAAGGACCUGGAGGCGGCCACGGAGCAGCUGAGCGAGUACCUGGAGCGCGACAUGACCGGCGAGGGGGCGCUGCAGGAGCUGAAACGGUCCGUCCAGGACAAGUACCGCUACUGCGAGCAGCGCCGGAAGGCCCUUCUGCAGCACGUCCAGGAGGGCUACGACACCGACAGCUGGACGCUCAAUGCAGAGCUCACUGUUUGA
This is a messenger RNA of Rhagoletis zephyria (snowberry fruit fly), 1602 nucleotides long. Lineage: Eukaryota; Metazoa; Arthropoda; Insecta; Diptera; Tephritidae. The record is from RefSeq and is a predicted model, not a curated record.